This is a messenger RNA of Dibothriocephalus latus, 408 nucleotides long. Lineage: Eukaryota; Metazoa; Platyhelminthes; Cestoda; Diphyllobothriidea; Diphyllobothriidae. The record is from the annotation of a GenBank genome assembly.
AUGCAGUUUGUUCUUCUGGCAGUAGUCUUCAGCUCAAAUUGCCCGGAUAUGACAAAAAAGAGCCAGGAUAGAAGCGUGGCUAUCCUACAAGGCCUGACGAAGUCCCAGUUAGACAAGGCCUUGGAUGCCGGCCUUGACGAGGACACACCCGUAGAAGAACUGUGCCGGCAGUUGAAGAAUGUACUGAAACCGAAGAUAUCAAAAGGGGCGGCCAUGGACCAGAUGUAUACACGCUGUAUACUACCGGCCGAAACCCCGAAUGAGAAUGCAGCGGAAUUACGGCGUCUCUGCAGAGCAGCCUAUCCCUCGGUCUCCGAGACGGACUGUCAUGACGCAGCCCUACACUUCUUUGUGAAGAAUCUAAACCCAAUGGAGCUGCGUCGUUCACUGCUCCUUCAACCACCCUAG